Heteronotia binoei (common prickly gecko) is the source of this 4174-nucleotide messenger RNA. RefSeq names its product lamin B receptor (gene LBR). The transcript is spliced from 14 exons. Gene Ontology annotation, molecular function: oxidoreductase activity, acting on the CH-CH group of donors, NAD or NADP as acceptor. Gene Ontology annotation, biological process: sterol biosynthetic process. Bases 232 to 2049 code for a protein of 605 amino acids. Lineage: Eukaryota; Metazoa; Chordata; Lepidosauria; Squamata; Gekkonidae. Gene Ontology annotation, cellular component: nuclear inner membrane. The record is from RefSeq and is a predicted model, not a curated record.
UUUCUCCAAUGGCGGCCCUUGGCGCCUUGCCUUUCGCACCUCCCCGGGAUACCAGGGGCGUGGCUUGGAACGGCUCUCCUGUUCCGGCCCAUAACCGUUGCUUGAAGCGGUUGGCUCCCAGUGUUAUCGAGUUAACUAGUUUGUUCGCCAGCUCAGUCAAGUUUUAAUUGCAUAGCGGAGAGGGUUGGUGCCCAGCUACGCGGCAGCGGCCAGGCAAGAAUUGUGUGAAAAAUGCCAACAAGGAAGUUUGCUGAUGAAGAAAUUGUGAUGGGCCGAUGGCCAGGAAGUGUUCUUUUUUAUGAAGUACAAGUGGCUAACUAUGACGACCGUACUCAUCUUUACACAGUAAAAUACAAAGAUGGAACUGAGCUUCAGCUGAAAGAAAAUGACAUGAGGUCGUUGUCUUCCUUUCGGUUUAGGAAAAGCAGCUCUUCCUCAGGUUCUCCAUCAAGACGCAGUGGCAGCCGAUCUAGAUCUGGCUCUAGAUCCCGUUCACCUGGACGGCCAGCAAAACAUAAACGCCGUUCUUCUUCUCAAAGCAGAGAGCUGAAAAAUGCUAAGAAGAAUACAACUGUGGAACCUAAUUUGAUUCCUUUGAAACUAUAUGAAAACAAUAUCAACCGCUAUAAUGGGGAACCAGAUAUCACUGAAGUGAAUUAUUCCUCUCUCAAAAUUUUACAGCAUGAAAGAAUUGAGUCAGAGAAUGUUCACUUGCAUCCCAGAAAAGAAGAGAAGAAAAUGGAAAAAUUGUAUGCAGAAGAGAGAAUUUUUGAGACCCCCAAAACUGUUGAAAGAUUAUGCAUGAAGACAAAGGAACUAGAGUUUGGGGGGAGAAUUGGUGCCUUCUUCAUGAUAUUUCUCAUGCCUGCAACUGUGUUUUUGUUGUUGUUAAUGUGCAAGCAGAAAGACCCUAGUGUUCUGAAUUUUCCUCCUCCCUUCCCAGCUUUUGAUAGCUUAUGGGAAACAAGAGUAUUUGGCAUUUUUCUUCUGUGGUUCUUUCUCCAAGCUCUGUUUUAUUUACUGUCCAUAGGAAAGGUUGUAGAAGGAACACCGCUUUUGAAUGGAAUUACACUUGCAUAUAGGAUAAAUGGAUUUUAUGCUUUUCUCCUAACAAUGGUGGCCUUAGGAAUAUGUCUGCAUUUUGAAGUGGAACUUUAUUAUUUAUACAACCAUUUCCUGCAGUUUGCGAUCAGUGCUACAGUUUUCUCUGUCAUGUUAAGCAUUUAUCUAUAUGUGCGUUCUCUGAAAUCAUCUGAGGAGGAAUUGUCACCUGGAGGGAAUUCUGGAAACAUAAUUUAUGACUUCUUUAUGGGGCGUGAAUUAAAUCCUCGCAUUGGAAAUUUUGACCUGAAAUACUUUUGUGAAUUACGACCAGGCCUAAUUGGCUGGGUUGUUAUUAACUUGACAAUGCUCCUGACUGAGAUGAAAGUACAUCAUCAGAGUAUGCCAUCUUUGUCAAUGAUACUAGUUAAUAGUUUCCAGCUCCUGUAUGUGGUGGAUGCUCUUUGGAACGAGGAAGCUAUUUUGACAACUAUGGACAUUACUCAUGAUGGGUUUGGAUUCAUGCUAGCAUUUGGAGACUUGGUCUGGGUUCCCUUUCUCUACAGUUUACAAGCCUUCUAUUUAGUGAAUCAUCCCUAUGAGCUUUCUUGGCCUGCAGCUUCAGCAAUUUUGACUCUGAAAUUUCUCGGUUAUUAUAUUUUCCGUGGUGCAAAUUCACAGAAAAAUUCAUUUCGGAGGAAUCCAAAGGAUCCAAAACUUGCACAUUUGAAAGUUAUUCCUACUGCAACUGGAAAGAACCUUCUGGUAUCUGGCUGGUGGGGCUUGGUGCGUCAUCCUAACUACCUAGGAGAUAUCCUCAUGGCUCUGGCGUGGUCCCUACCUUGUGGUUUUAAUCACAUUUUACCAUAUUUUUAUGUCAUAUACUUUAUUGGUUUGCUUAUUCAUCGAGAAGCCCGCGAUGAACGUCAAUGUAAGAAGAAAUAUGGCUUGGCAUGGGAAAAAUACUGUCAACGUGUACCAUACCGCAUAUUUCCAUACAUCUACUGAGCUUCUUCAAAAUCUCUGGAUGACAAAUACCUUUUGCAGUUAAAUCUUCCUUGAUAAACCAUGUACCUCAAACUGUUGCACUUGGUAUAUAUAUAAGUUCUGCUGGAUUUUCUGAAAGAUAUGUUCAGGUAGUGAUCUUGCAAAUAUCGUUACCAAUUGCCUUUAUUAGACAUAGCAUUUUCUAUUAACCAUCUGCCUCCUUCAUUACACAGUUCUGUUAAACAAUAAACUAGUUGUGUAGUGAGUGCAAAUGUUUUCAAGCAUUUUGUGCACCAUAUGAACUGGGUGCCUGAUAGAUAAUAUUCACUAUUAAUUCUGUAAAGUAGGAAAGAAAAGCCACUUGUGAGGGGACAAGGUCCUCCAUCCAGUUAAGUUAGAUAUACUGCACCUUCCUAAACAGGGUAGCGCUCAUUCCAUUUUACCUAAUUGACUUCCUCAGGCUAAUGCCACUAGUGACAUUGGAGUGAGGAGAUGGAACUUGCAAGGGGCCAACUCAGGAAGUCUCUCCUCUGCCCCUUUCUCCCUUGAGUACAUAUGGGCUUUCAUUUUAAGACAGAGUGACAAAUGCAGCAUGCCUGAUGGAUUUUUAUGUUAAGGUGAUGUUGUGCAUAUCGUAAUGCACUGUGCUGUGAACAAUACAUUCAUGUUGUAAAUCCAUGCAGCUCUUCUCAAGUUUCUCAGGCUUCAUGAUGUAGGCAUGUUGUACAAAUUAUGAAAUAAAAUAGGUGCAGUUAGCUUUUCUCCGUCUAUUAUAAACCAUUGCAUUGUACUAUAGCUUUUCUUUGUAACAUUUAAAUACGUUGUUGUACAGUAUAAGAUGCAGUAGUGUUUUUAGAACGGGAUGAUUUUUUUUAAACUUAAACCAUUUCCAGUAUUUUUUGAAAAAUUUUGUAAUGUAUUGCUGUGAAAUUAAUUUCAGCUAUUGAAGGACUUGGUGAAAUAUUGUAAAGUCAAAUACAUUAAAUUGAAAUUUAUUCAAAAUUUUUGUGAAUUUGGCAUGGCUACCUCAAAUGUAGGGUAUUUGCCUUUUAUACUGUUGCAAAUAGGAAAACUAUUUUUUCAAAUUGCUAUUUAAAUCAGUUUUUUUACAUGAAUCUGUGAUUAAAGUCAACCACUUUAAUGUAUUUUUGUAUAUGUAAGUUUUUCAUAGCUACAUACUCAGUGUUGAAAACUAUUAUUUGUAGUUUAACAUCUAUGCUUCUAUUGCAAUAGUAAAUUGAAAAAGGGCUAAUUGCCAUUUUAAUAUAUUCAAUUAGAAGGGAGAAAUAAUUUUGUAUAAAUUCAAUCUUUUAAAACCAGUUUUAUAGCUGAUAAAUUACCAACAUAAUUAACAAUGUGAAAAAAACACUUUAAUUUGAAUUUCUGUAUUUUACAUUUAUGAAUUUGUAGCAUAGUUCUUGUUAAAGCAGCAGUUUUAUUUUCAGUUUAAUAUAUAGUGCAGCAUUGCAUGGAGAGAUUCCCAUUUGGCAUGCCAGAACCCUGUUUUCUUCAAGCACGUGCUUAGGCACCAUGGCAGGACAUUAUGAGAUGCAAGAUCACAAUGGCAUCAUUCAUGUAUCUCUGUCCAGUACAUCCCUUCUGCUUGAUCAAUGAAUACCACCUCUUAAUGGCCAGUUUACAGAAGUGGGAGGGGGAAAGGAGCAAAGCUAGGGCUAUGUGUUAUCCUAUGGCUAUCCUGUUAUGCCCAGUAGAUCAUGUUCUUUAUUUUUUCCCCACUGCCUUAGUUACAGUAUAAAAUAACAAUAGUUUAAUUGUAUCUUGGAAAUGUACAUAUAAUAUAGCGCUUCUGGAAAUGAUCAUGACAGCUUUAUAUUGAUUUGAUUUUGUGUUUUUAAGCUUCUGAACAAAGCUUCAAAACAUCUAUAACUAUUUAGUUAGAGCAAAUGUACUACUUAAAACAAGCUGCUGCGAGCCAGUGUUUAAAAGUACUGCAUAACCAAGUUAAAACAUACCACUAUAUUCAGAAGAUCUGCUUUAAAGGAAAAUGCUUUCACGUGCCAGGGCUGUGGUUCCUGACUAAUAAAUGCAGUUUGUUAUGUUCAUUACUACAUUUCAAAUAUGUAGAAUAUACACUUUUGAUUGAACUUCUUAAAAAAAUGUAUAAUUAAAAUGCUGUUCAAAAAUU